CGCCCUCCGCGUCCUCCCGGCUCCGCUUGCCCUGGCCGAGCCCCGCCGAGGGGGAUGCCCCGGGUACUACCUCCCCGGGCAGCUGCGCCCCUCGGCGCGCGCAGGCAUCCCUGGCCCGCCCUGGCAGCGGCAACCCGCGAGCCGCGUCCCCGGGAAGUUGUCUCGGGAGCCCGCGGCCCCCGGGUCUCCUCCCCUUGAGCCCCGCCCCCCGCCCGGCGCGGGGAUCUCAGAGCCGCCCGGCCCGGGGGCGUCGCCGCUCGCUCUCGGGAGCCAGCAGGGCCAGCGCAGCCGGCGAGCCCAGCGCGGUCAGUGAGCGUCCGCUUCCAAGCGGGCAGAGCGAUUGGGGACCCCGGCGCACCCCAGGCACGGCGCGCGCCCAGAGCGCGGGAGCCCCGAGCUCCGGGCGCCUGGGACCCCGCGCAGCCUCCGGUCAGCUCGUGGGGCUCGGCAGGGAUGCAGGCUGCGCUGUGAGCCCGGGCGCCAAGGCCAUGGCCGGCGCCCGCUGCCGGACCCUCUACCCCUUCUCCGGGGAGCGGCAUGGCCAGGGGCUCCGCUUCGCCGCGGGCGAGCUGCUCACACUGCUGCAGGUCCCGGACGGUGGCUGGUGGGAAGGCGAGAAGGACGAUGGGCUCCGCGGCUGGUUCCCGGCCAGCUAUGUGCAGUUGCUGGAGCAGAAGCCUGGGAUGGUCCCCCCUCCGCCAGGAGAGGAGAGCCAGACCUUCAUCCUUCCACCUGGCUGGCAGAGCUACUUGUCGCCUCAGGGCCGGCGUUACUAUGUCAACACGACUACCAAUGAGACCACCUGGGAACGGCCCAGCAGUUCUCCUGGGAUUUCAGCCAGCCCUGGCCCUCACAGGAGCUCUCUGCCUCCAGCAGUGAAUGGAUACCACGCAUCAGGGACCCCGGCGCACCCUCCAGAGACUGCCCACAUGAGUCUCCGAAAAUCCACCGGUGAUUCCCAGAACCUGGGAUCCUCGUCGCCUGGAAAAAAACAGAGCAAGGAGAACACCAUCACUAUAAACUGCGUGACAUUCCCUCACCCAGAUACAAUGCCUGAACAGCAGCUGCUGAAGCCCACCGAGUGGAGCUAUUGUGACUACUUCUGGGCGGAUAAGAAGGACCCUCAAGGCAAUGGCACUGUGGCUGGGUUUGAACUGCUGCUGCAGAAGCAAUUGAAAGGCAAACAGAUGCAGAAGGAGAUGUCUGAGUUCAUCCGGGAAAGGAUAAAGAUUGAAGAAGAAUAUGCAAAGAACCUGGCUAAGCUCUCUCAGAACUCCCUGGCCGCCCAGGAGGAAGGUUCCUUGGGAGAGGCAUGGGCCCAGGUGAAGAAGAGCCUGGCUGAUGAGGCUGAAGUUCAUCUCAAGUUCUCCGCCAAGCUGCACAGUGAGGUGGAGAAACCUCUCAUGAACUUCCGCGAGAACUUCAAGAAAGACAUGAAAAAGUGUGACCACCACAUCGCUGACCUCCGCAAGCAACUGGCUAGCCGUUAUGCCUCAGUGGAGAAGGCCCGCAAAGCCCUCACAGAACGGCAGAAAGACCUGGAGAUAAAGACCCAGCAGCUGGAGAUCAAGCUGAGUAACAAGACAGAGGAGGACAUCAAGAAGGCGCGGAGGAAGUCCACGCAGGCUGGAGAUGACCUCAUGCGCUGUGUGGACCUCUACAACCAGGCACAAUCCAAGUGGUUUGAAGAGAUGGUGACUACCACACUGGAGCUGGAGCGGCUGGAGGUGGAAAGGGUGGAGAUGAUCCGGCAGCAUCUGUGCCAGUAUACACAACUGCGGCAUGAGACAGACAUGUUCAACCAAAGCACAGUCGAGCCUGUGGACCAGCUGCUUCGAAAAGUGGACCCAGCCAAAGACAGGGAGCUGUGGGUCAGGGAGCACAAAACGGGCAACAUCCGCCCUGUGGACAUGGAGAUCUAGAAGCGCCUAUGUGGCCCCCGAGGGUCCUGCCAAGGAGAAGGCUGGGGGUCCUAUGGAGAAGGGGUGGCAGCUCCCUCAGGGUGGAGCUGCCCUAUUACCUGCUGUCCUGUCCAGUGAGAAGAAGAAAAAGAGCUGUUGAUUCCAGAAGGAGGCCCCAAUAUUCCCAGGCCACGAAGACGGACCCACAGCCCUGUCUUUGUCUGUGAGACUGAGGCCCCCAAAUCUCAUGCUUGUCACUCUGAGAACAAACUGAGGCUAGAAUGCUGUGGUCCCUGCUUAGCUCCUCAGAGGUGGCUGUCACACACUUGUGCACUGGAUGCCCAAAGCCCGCCCUCUGGCUGACCUCUCAUCUCCAGGGCUAUAAAAGAAGAAAGGAGAAAGAGGUCCCUGUCUCCAGCCAGUGUCAGGGUCAGCAUCUAGGAUAGGAGACACCAUGCAGCUCACAGUCCGAACCUGUAACCUCUUGCAGCCCUCCCUAUUUUUCCAUUGCAUUCUGGGAGCCCACGUCUGGCUUUUCUCAGCCACUCUUCAUCCCCAGGGGUCUUAGGAAGAAGGCUUGCUGCUUAUCUUCCCAACUUUGUCUGGUGAAAUCAGGAUGGAACUACCUCAGUUGGCAAAGUAGGCCUGAUUGGAGUACUGAUUCAUAGCUCCUAUCAGAUCAAGCAUCAGCUGUAAAGUCUACCCUGGAAGUCCCAAUCCACCCUUCCUUCAGCCUCUUUCUCAAGAAGCGCCCCCCCAUUCCCACCCUGAUACCCCUUCUCAGACUCAGCAGAAUCCUCAGACAGCUGUGUGCGUGUCCAGAGGCUUUGGAGGUAGAGUCUUAGAAAGUCCAUCUACCACCAUGCCCUCUACAUCAUACUAACCUUGAUUAGUGCUCUCCCAGACUGCCCAGCACAGGCUUCAUGGGACUGAGUCCGUCCUGUGUGGGAGACAGGUCAGGAUAAGUCCCAGUCAUUGCCCAAUGGUUCCAGUUCUGCAGGAGAAUAAUGGGGUUGGAACUGCUGUUCCCUGAUUAGGCACUGGACAGUCGUUACGAUUCUCAUGGCCACAGUAAGUUGUUGCCACCCAGGAAAGAGGGAACUUCAGGAAGCUACAAGAACAGGAAGCAGAUUCCAGCUGGGCACUUGUGCCCUGAGAGUCUAUCUUUCUUCAUCUUUCCCACUGAUGACUUUGUAUUUGACCUGUCCAUCUCCCAGGAGCGUAGAAUCCUCUGAGCACAUCUCCUGAAUCUUUCAGUCUUAUAUGCUAAUAAGACAACUUACUAAUCUUGACUUUUUUGGCACCUUGUUCACAGAAUUGUCUCUCAUAGUUAUUAGGAAGAUGUCUAAUAUACUACAGCAAGCUAAACGUUGUCACUGUUCUUACUGAAAUGUCUUAACCACAAUGGCCAGCGUGAGAGCGUUUCACCAACAUAAAGGAUGGGACUAUCCUUUGGGAUACAUAGAUACUCCUUCUGGGUCUGGGCAUGGGCCAUGACACCAGCUACCAAUUUUAGGAUAUUAUUUCUUGGUUUCUUUAUUCGAAAUGGGUGCUAGUGGUAAUUGCUUUGUGGCUUAGCAACCGAAUCUGUGGAUGAUGGUCAGACAUUCCAAGUCUUGUCAUUACACAGAGGUUUUGAAUAUAAUGUGGCUCAUGACCUUCAUUCCUUCACCCCCAUCAGAAGGGUUGAGAGUCCUCUGAUCUGUUGCUUCCUCCAGCAUAACCCCACUUGGCCAGUGUGGGUCAUUCUGAGGUCAUUCUCUCCUCCUCACGUCCUUUUCAGUCUCUCCACAUCCUCUUCUUUCUCUUCUUCCAUCAUUCUAUUCAUGAAGCAUUUUGUUACAGCCAAGCAGUAUGUAUGCUCUGAUCUGAGGACAGGGUAUGACAGCUCUGUUAUCAAGCAAGCCAGGAGACUGAUUUCUGUAGACAUGACCUUUCCUGGAUAACCUUGAUUCCUAUAUUCAGAUACUCUGCAGAUUUGGGUUGUCAGAGGUACCAUCAGGUUUUCUGCUGAUUAAGUUGGAUUCGUUCAUUUGUGCAUUUGGUUUUGUUUUUUUUUUUUCUCUCAGUAAAUGCUUACAGCUGAGUGCUGAGUGGUAGAACUAUACUUGUGUUUAAGAAGACACUCUCCUGCUCACUCUGUUCCCCAGGCAGACAGGUGAGUUUAGAGCCUUCUGGAGAGGAGAAAUAUCAUACUUUCCACCCACUGGGAUUCUUUUGAGUUUUAACUACACCAGGAGGUAGUGACCUAGCAGUGAGAUUUGAAUCUCCUGAUAGUCGGACUCUCAGCUCAUAUCCAGCUCCAGUUCAGAAAUGGAUUUACUUGGUUUUAAGUAAGUUUCUUUGCACUACAAAUAGGAAGAAUGAAGCCAGGGAGAGCCAAGGGUGCCAUGAAAUGAAACCCAGAAAUGAGAGGGUGGAGUCAAGUGUCUAAGUGCCCUGUCCCUCACAGCACCCUGUGGAUAGCCAAGAUGACAGUGAAGUCUGGCCAAUCUAGAAGUGCAUUCUGGAGUGUGAGCCUCAUUUCAGUUGUUGCCUAGGGGUUUUGCUUUGUUGGAGGUCCUGGGCACCUAACCUAGGAUCUCAUAUGUGCUAGACAAGUGCUCUGCCACUGAGCUACACUCCUGCCCUGUUAUUUUGCAUUUGCGAACAUGUCAGUUCUUGGAGGAUUCAGCUGGGUUUGUUCAGGGUGGGUAGCAUCCACUGUUCAUGCUGACAACAGCCCAGCCUCCUCCACUUGCCCCCACCCAGGAGAGCCAAUGCACUUAAGUUUUGCUUGCAAAAGCCUGAUUUAAAAAAAAAAAUCUCUAAAAUGAAUGAUGUUCAAAAUGGGUUUGUUGUCAUGACAACCCCCAGGAAGAGAUGCUUGUUAUCGUUCAUUAUUUUCUAGUGCUUCUGCGGAGUACCACAGUGCACAGGCCAUUUGGACGAUGUGGACGGCAGCCCUGGGCUCUGUCCCAUUGACUGCUGUGUGGCUGCCUUUGUACCUUCACACAACAGCCUGCUGAUCCAGAAAGAGUUCUGCAGUCAUUGAUUAACAGCUGGAACAAACCAUACAAAAUCAUGAUGGGUUUGGGUCUGUUCCCUCUGUGAAAUCCAGGCAGUUACAAGGUUAAUGGAUGGGUGCAUAAAAAUCUUGGCUAAACCAAAGUCCCUUCUUGGAAAUGCAAGCCAUAAAAUUCAAAGGGUGUCAGAAGACCUUGGCUUAUUUCAGGGGUUUUGCUUUUAGCUGUGAGUAGCCUUGACAAGGAGAGUUUAAACAGGAGUCUGAAGACCCAUUGGGUCUUAUGUAGCUACGGGAAAGCACUUUGCAGACACUAAGCAGGGGAGCAGGUCAGCUGCCUGCAAGCUUGACCUAGAUACCCCUUGUUCCCAUAGUUCCUCCCACCCCUACAAAAUACAUUUUCACCUCCUUUUUCCAGGCUGAUUGAGGUGUGAUUGCAUAUAGUAUAAUUCAUCCUUUCAAAUAAUGCAGAUCUUCAAACUUUGGCAUAUGUGAUCUUAUAACCACCAAGAUCAGCAUGUCCUUCAUUAUAAAAACUACCUUCAUAUACUCUUGGGGUCAGUUCUGUCCCCCCACCUCUGAUCUAGCAGAUGUUCUGACCAGUCAGUGUUCUGACCCUACAGUUUUUCCUCUUCUAUAAUCCCAUGUAAAUGGAGUCACACUGAUGCAACCUUAGUAAGUCAUGAUGUCAUAUAUGUCAGCAAUGGGUCCCCCUCUCAUCACUGAGUAGUAUUCCAUCGCAUGGGCAGACCACAUUGUUUAUUUGGUUUUAAAAUGAAUCUUUUGUCCUGGAAGUAGUAGCCCCAGCCCUUUGGCUUGUUUGUAUAACUGCUUCCGGCCAGGGUCAGAGCAUAAAACAGGUGGGAGUGUGGGGAGUGGCAGCAGUCUCACCCCUCCACCCUGUUACAACCUGUGAUUUGUCUCUCAGCUUGAGAAUGGAGGGGUAGCUGUCACCUUACUCCCCAUGGGAUUGUGAGAAAACAUGGAUGAGCCAGCUGGGGCCUUAGACACAGCAUGUUCCCUUCCUGAAUCCAUGUCCCCUGCCAACUGAAGGUCUUGUUCUGUCCCCACCCCUUCUCGUUGCCUAUUUGCAGCCUUCAUGCGUGGUCAUAUGUAUCCUGGUAGCUCCAUUGCUGUGGCCAGAAGUCCUCCUCCUGACAAGCAAUUUUCCAGUUAGAUCCAAAUGGGGCUUUUAGUCCCACUCUGAGAGUGGUGUGGCUCCUCUCAGAACCCUCAAAGAAACUGUACCUUUUGAGAAACUGUCCCCAGGAGUCAGGACAGCUGUAAAGACAGAGCUACCAGAUCAAAUCUGUUGGUGGUGGUACUUUGCCUCAUGGGCAGGCACACUGAGACUGGCCUGUGCCUAUACCCUACCAGAUGGUGGCAGAUAGUGGCAGAGACAGGACCAAGCCCAACUAAGGCCAGGCCAGGUUGGGGUUGGGGUUCCAUGGUGCCUACUCCUCCAAGCUAUGUCUUGGUUAUGCAUUGCUGAAUAAAAGGUGCACCCUAGAAGGUUCCUGGGAAGCUCAGGGUAAACUGGAGGCAUUCCUGGGUUCAGGGGAGUUGAAGGUCAGGACUGGGAAGCUAGAUCCCAAGAAUCUCGAGAUGGGAGGCAAGGCUGCUGGGACCCCAAGGGGAGGGCUCUUCAAAUACCCUCCACCUGCAGGAGUAUCAUUUCUAUGGGGGAAUUCCUGAGGUGAGGGACCAGCUCCUCAUUGGACCGUGGAGAGUAAGACGGGGCCCAAGAUUAAGCCACCAAUGCCCUAAACUUCUCAUGCUGAAUGUGGCUUUCAGGAGCUGUCCUGAUGUAUCUUGGGUAGGGGGCCAUGGUGAUGGCCUUUAGACUCUUACUAAGUGAUGUUGGGGACCUGUCCUUUGUAUUUGAGGCAAAUUUCUAAUGAGACUACAAUGGUGGAGUGUGACACUGGGAUAGAAAGAGUGAGAAUGGCCCUGCCCCGCUGCCCUGAUCCCCUGUUUGUCCUGCAUCCUAAGAACAAACCCUGUCAGGGCUUCUGUGUAUUCAUCUGUCCUUCUCUGCAGCCCCCUCAGGAGACAGGCUUUCGGACCCAGGGACCGACAUUCCGAGGGACACCAGCCAUCCUGGGUGAGAGCCUGAAUCUAUAACCCCUCCCUUCUCUGAAGAAGGACAUGGCCAGAGGCAUCCCCUUCAUGGACCCAAGCACAUCAGCAAACCCCAUGAAAGUGGAAUUUUCUAACAAAAUAAAUGUGCUUGUUUGGUCUGUUUUCUGUAACUUUUGCUAAAUACUUUAUACAUUUUUAAUGUUGGAAAGCAGUGUCUCCUUGCCAGCAUUCCUCGCCCGGGAUGAAUGUGUUUACUCCACACUGUAUAUCUUUCCAUGCUCCGGCUGCCUAGACCAGUAAAUAAAAUGGAUGUAAUAUAAGUUGUAAGUAACACCGUCAAAACUCUGAUCCCAAUGGAGGCUGCACGCCCCCCCCAUAAUAGCAUUUGUGUGUAUUAAUGCUGAAAAUUAAAUGUUUAAAUUAGAGUU
Nannospalax galili (Upper Galilee mountains blind mole rat) is the source of this 7415-nucleotide messenger RNA. It is a transcript of the gene Gas7, whose product is annotated as growth arrest specific 7. Bases 489 to 1922 code for a protein of 477 amino acids. Gene Ontology annotation, biological process: actin filament polymerization; neuron projection morphogenesis. Lineage: Eukaryota; Metazoa; Chordata; Mammalia; Rodentia; Spalacidae. Gene Ontology annotation, cellular component: plasma membrane; actin filament; cytoplasm. Gene Ontology annotation, molecular function: actin filament binding. The record is from RefSeq and is a predicted model, not a curated record. The transcript is spliced from 14 exons.